UGUAACUUGCUUUAUCGCUUUUCAUAUUUUAACAACAACGCAAAUAUAUUUUGACAGAGAAUAAGUGCAGUUGCAUUUUAUAUUUUCAACGAAGUUAAGAUAAUGUGAAUUGCUGACCUUUGGUUGCAGCUACAAUUGUGAAAUUUGAGAUCAAAUUACAAGAAUCAAAACAAAAAAAUUAAAUACUAAAAAAUUGAUUAUUCUUCGAAAAUAGCUGCAACAUAUUACAAAUCUUCAAAAGCGACAGAAAACGUGGAACAGUCGUAAGAAGACACAGUCUUGGGUUGAAGUUGGAAACUUUGUCACUUUAGAAGUAUUGACAUUCAAACAAAAUGCCUAUUCUAUACAGCGUAAUAUCUCGGGGCAGCACCGUACUAGCUAAAUAUGCAGAGUGUGUGGGAAACUUCGCCGAGGUCACCGAACAGAUAAUCUCUAAAAUCGCCAUGGAGAAUCACAAAUUGACAUAUUCGCAUGGCGAAUAUUUAAUACAUUAUAUAUGUGAAAAUCGCAUAAUCUACAUGUGCAUCACAGACAACGAAUUUGAUCGUACACGAGCCUUUUUAUUUCUGGCUGACAUUAAACAGAAGUUUAUACAUACUUAUGGACUACAAGUGGCGACAGCUAUUGCCUAUGCAAUGAAUACGGAAUUUUCGAAGGUACUGGCGGAACAAAUGACACAUUUCAGUCAGUCGCGGGAGGUGGACAUGAUUUCGCGAGUCCAUGGCCAAAUUGACGAAUUAAAAGAUAUAAUGGUGAAGAAUAUAGAUAGUCUUCGUGAUCGAGGUGAAAGAUUGGAAUUGCUUGUGAAUAAAACGGAAAAUCUUAGUAAUAAUUCUGUUGCAUUCCGUAAGGCAUCACGUAAUUUGGCACGACAAAUGUUCUGGAAAAAGGUUCGCAUCUAUGUAGUGGUGGUGUUAAUAAUAAUAUUUGUAAUCUAUGUGAUUAUAAGUAUGUUCUGCGGUGGUCUGGCCUGGCAGAGUUGUGUUGCAAACUGAAAUACACCAAAAGUUUUCCAUGCAAAUUUAUUCUAAAUACCAUACGUAUUUACAUUUUGAAUAUCACAUAUUUAUAUUAAACUAAA
This is a messenger RNA of Bactrocera dorsalis (oriental fruit fly), 1081 nucleotides long. It is a transcript of the gene Vamp7, whose product is annotated as vesicle-associated membrane protein 7. Gene Ontology annotation, cellular component: SNARE complex; membrane. Bases 333 to 995 code for a protein of 220 amino acids. The transcript has 5 exons. Gene Ontology annotation, biological process: exocytosis; vesicle fusion. Gene Ontology annotation, molecular function: SNARE binding; SNAP receptor activity. The record is from RefSeq and is a predicted model, not a curated record. NCBI's taxonomy places the organism in Eukaryota, Metazoa, Arthropoda, Insecta, Diptera, Tephritidae.